GCAGAGCACCGGAGGGCGCCGGCGGGAAGGGACGCGGCGGGUAAGCGAGGCCUGCGUGCGGUCUGUGUUUCUCACAGGGUUGGGAACUUCCUCAUGUCCAGCUCUCCAGACCGGGAAGAGCGAGUGAUUGGAGCUUUGGAACGCACCGUUCCUCCGCUUUCGUCCUGUCGCCUCCGGAGGCGCUCUGACCGUCCGUGUGUUUUUAGCGUCCCGGAGCUUCCCAGUCUCACGGCGCCUUGGCCUCUGCUCUCCCAGCACCCACUGGGGAAACCGAAGGCCGGACCCUGUCCCUGACUUCUGCCGGCUCCAGUCUGAAAUUCCUUACCGGCUCCAGUCUGAAAUUCCUUACCGGCUCGCGCUGACAGAAGCAGAUAAUGGGCAACAGUGUCUUUCAUUAAUCUGUGAUCACCAUGUCUAAGGAGGAGUGCCCCAAGGCUGCUGACAAUUCAUUCUCCUCUGACAAACAUGCCCAGCUCAUCUUGGCGCAGAUGAACAAAAUGAGAAGUGGACAGCAUUUCUGUGAUGUGCAGCUCCAGGUGGGGAAGGAAACCUUCCAAGUCCAUCGGCUGGUCCUGGCCGCCAGCAGUCCGUACUUUGCAGCUUUGUUCACUGGAGGAAUGAAAGAGUCUUCAAAAGAUGUUGUACAGAUUCUAGGAGUUGAAGCUGGAAUCUUUCAGUUACUUCUAGAUUUCAUUUAUACAGGAGUAGUGAACAUAGCUGUGACUAAUGUCCAGGAGUUGAUUGUUGCAGCAGACAUGCUACAGUUGACUGAAGUUGUUAAUCUUUGCUGUGAUUUUCUGAAAGGACAAAUUGAUCCACAGAACUGCAUUGGACUCUUUCAGUUCUCUGAGCAAAUUGCCUGCCAUGAUCUUUUGGAAUUUACAGAAAAUUAUAUUCAUGUCCAUUUCUUGGAGGUUCAUACUGGGGAAGAGUUCCUCGGGCUUACAAAAGAUCAGCUGAUCAAAAUUUUACGAAGUGAAGAGCUUAGCAUUGAAGAUGAAUACCAAGUCUUCUUAGCUGCAAUGCAGUGGAUUCUUAAAGACCUGGGAAAGAGAAGAAAACAUGUGGUGGAAGUAUUAGAUCCAGUUCGAUUCCCCUUGUUACCAUCUCAGAGGCUUUUAAAGUACAUAGAAGGUAACUCUUUAGUGUAUAUCAAACUAGCUAGUUGAUCUCUGAGAUCUGUUUCUCUGUGUGUGUGUGUGUGUGUGUGUGUGUGUGUGUGUGUGUGUGUGUGUGUACGCACACAUGCAUACACAGAUAUAUAUAUAUAUAAAGAAGGUGUGUGUGUUCAAGCACUUAAAGGCUAGAAGUUGACUUGAGGGUUCUUCCUCAGUUGUUCCUCCCCUUGUGUUUUAAGACAGGCUAUCUCAUUGAACUGGGAGCUUGCUGAUUUAUCUAGACUGGCUAGCUAACAAGCCCCAGGGAUCUUACUGUCUCCACCUCCCCAGUUCUAGGAUUUCAGGCUCAUACCACCAUGAUGGAAAUUUUCACAUAGGUGAUAGGAUCAAAUUUUGGUCCGAAUACUUGGGUCAGAAGUCAUUGAACAGCUGAUACAGUGUUAGAGCUUCUGUGUCAACUUUGAAUUAUCCUCAGGUUCUAAGCAUUUUCCUCUUUGUUUUUUAAUUGUUGGGGAUUUCUUGUUUUAAGGAGUAGUCUAGGCUAGCUCAGAUUCACAAUCUUCCUGGUAUGUACUACCACAACCAGAGGGACUUCUAGUUCUGAAUUAACAACAGCAGAAAGGUGCACACACACACACACACACACACACACACAAUUAAAAAAUAAAUAGAUAAAUUGUGGUUUGAUUUUCAAGACCCCAUUUUUCUGUGUAGCCCUGGCUGUCCUGGAGCUCACUAUGGAGACCAGGCUGGCAUCAGACCCAAAGAUCCGCCUCCCUCUGACUCCCAAGUGCUGGGAUUAAAGGUGUGUGCCACCACUGCCAAGCCACCUUACUGUUUUUUGUGGUUUUCGUUUUUUUUUUAAUUUGAAGGACAAAAGGUGAAUAACAUUAAAAAUAAAAUUAUAGUUUCAGUUGUAAACAGUGUCAAUUCUCUGCUAAGAAAACUUGUGCACUUAGGAUUUUUACUUUUCUUUCCAUCUCCUUUUUCUGUCAAAGUCCUCAAGGUUUAUAGCCAUUACAUUUAUGUUUGUAGCCGUGAGUCCCUCGGCUCUUUGCCUUUAUCUCUCUAUUCAGAGGAUUUUUAUGCUAACAGAUGGUUUUCAGCUGAAGUCUGUAUGUUUAAGACAGGAUCUCCUGUGGCUGGAGUGGGUCAGUAACUCAAUAUAUAACCAAGAGUGACCUCACUUCUGUUGUUGCUGACUCUUUUUUCUCACAAGAGCUGGAUUACAGCCAUGUGAUCACAUACCCAGCUUCAAGUAUGGUUUUUUUAUACUUUUUUUUUUUUUUUGGGACAGGGUUUCUCUGUGUAGCCCUGGCUGUCCUGGAACUCACAAUGUAGACCAGGCUGGCCUUCAGAAAUCCGUCUUCUGAAAACAGCUACAGUGUAUUUGCAUAUAAUAAAAAAAAUCUUAAAAAAGAAAAAGAAAAAAAAAAGAAUUGUGUGGAGUCUUUCUUUCCACCUGAAGGUUCUAAGGAUUGAACUUGGGUCUUCGGAUUUGAUGGUAAAACGCUUUGACCCAGAGUGAUCACAGCAGCAGUAAAACAGCUUGUGUUUAUUUUCAGGGAUUCUUUCUUUCUAGUUGAAUGCCUUAGGAAUUCUUUCAUUAUUCUUGAUUUCUGUUGUUGUUGUUGUUACUUUGUUUUGAACUUUGCUAUUUCUUUAGUUAGAUUCUAUCAUAUUUUCUCUCUUUUUGAAAGUUCUUCUGAGUAUGAGGGUGCAUGUCUGUAAUCCUAGUACUCAAGUGGCAAAAACAGGAGGACCUCUGCGAAUUUGAGGACAGCCUAGACUGCAUAGUCAGUGCUAGGCCAACCUGGACUAAAGAGUGAGGCCCUGUCUAAAAAUAAAUACAUAAAUAAAUAAGUUUAAUUCCC
Molecule: messenger RNA, 2992 nt
Organism: Mus musculus (house mouse)
Lineage: Eukaryota; Metazoa; Chordata; Mammalia; Rodentia; Muridae
Gene: Ipp
Product: IAP promoted placental gene
Exons: 3
Coding region: 411-1169 (252 amino acids)
Biological process (GO): protein ubiquitination
Cellular component (GO): cytoskeleton
Molecular function (GO): actin binding
Source: RefSeq, marked validated